AAUGGCGAACAAAGAGUAGGCUAACGUUACUUCACAAUUGUUAGCCAUGUCUGUUGAAUCUUUAAGAUCAUUUAGUGUAACAUUAAGCUUUAAGGGAUGUUUCCGAAUAUAUUUUGAUGUAUAAAAUGGGACUGUUAAUCUAACAGUGUAAAGCUGGACAAUAUAUAAUCUCUAAACUAUGGAGGAGGGGGUGAAUACUGGACACUGUAGGCCUAAAAUAGCUGGCCACCUUAAGGAAGAGAUGGAUGUCUUCAUGUUCAAAAAGCAAAUAAAACAAGAGAUGAAACCAAUUCAUGCAUUGCGGAAAAGUACAAGGCCAAGAAAACAAAGUCAGAGAAUGCUGGAUGGGGCAGAAGAUGAUGAGAGUCCACCCACGAAAAAGCCAUGUAAAAGUUUUAAGAUAAAUAAACAUCCAGAUAUUUGCAAAAAUGGUGAGCCUUUUAAGUGUAGCUUAUGUGAAAGCCCUUACAUCAAUACCAGUGCUGCUAAGGCUAAGAAGAAGCUGGAAAAUGAGCCAAUUGUUAAAGAAGUAAAUGGGCAGCUAUUGGAAUUGUGUGUAAAGUGUGCUAUAGCACUAAACAAUACAGAAAACAAAGGUCCCUCACCAGAGGAACGUGAGAUGUUUGAAGAAGAAGGGAAGAAAUUUGCACAGCAGUUAUCUGAAGAACUGGGAGAACCUGAAGCUGUGCGUUUGUAUUGUUCCUUGUACCAAACUACAAAAUGUGGCUGCAUUCAGCUGUACAUCAAUGGCACAAAGGCAGUCAAGAAAAGAAAGAACAGUUUUACCACAGCUGACAUGAGCAAUCCUGAAGUUGUGGAUAGAGACUUGAGCCUAGAACCACCCGAUGACCAGGCAGACAGGUCAAGGAAAGCAAACUUUCUCUUAAGUCUGUUGAAGACAUCUAAGGCUAAAAAAAAACUUGAUUCACAGAAAUCUAUCAAAUCCAAGUUGAAGAAAUUGUCCAGUGAAGAAGCUGUAAAUAAUAAAAAAGAUCUUGAAACAUUCAUCCUGGCCAACCGCACAAAGUUAAAAUGCCUUGGCAUCUGUGAACGAGGUUGCCAGAAAGUGCUGUGCUACUCAAAUAAUUUUUUGCACAAAAAACUGGCUGUCACAGGCUCAAAGCCAAGACUUGAAAAGACAAAAGGAGGUGUUGCUGAAGGGAGAGUUCCUGAUCUAGAUAGACUAGCCACUAUCUCCUGCUGUGAAAUCACAUGCUCACAGAUAGCUCUGAAAGAAAACAGCAGAGUGGCCAAAUGGAGAGAACAAGCUCAAAUGAGUCAGAAAGAUAUGUGGCAAGUUAUUGCUGAAAUGUUAUCUUUUACUGACUGUGAAGGCAAUGGUAGGAAAUGCUGCUAUAAGUUCAUCAGCCUUGUGACAGGCUGCUGUCAGACCACCAUACAGAAAGUUUAUGUCAAGACUAGACUGGCCAAGGGGGACUCCACUAAACCAGACCAUGGGAUGAAGUCACAUUGGAAGAAGCAGAAAGCUGAAACAGCUGGCUUACCAGCAGCAAAAGGGAUGAAGAGUAAUGUCCAGACCAUUGAAAGUAAGAGCCUACAGGAUGCAGGUACAUCCUCCUCUGGUGCAGGCACACCCUCCAUAAUGGCCAGCACUGUUGUUACACUGGAGCAGAGGCUACCCCCUGUUACUGGCAACCUUCAGCCCAGCUCUUCUAAUGUCUCUGUGGUCUCUGCCAUGUCUUGUUUUAACCAGAGACUGGAGGAGCCCAACAUGCCAGUAAGCCAGGAACAGAGGCAAGUAUCUGGGGCAGCUCUCAAGGACAGGUUCUCAACUGUGUCAAAUGAUGAUGAGGAACUCUAUGCACAUUUCUCCAUGUUUAAACACCAGGUAACAGAAAAGAGGCCUGAACUGCUGGAGUUGUUGAAUGCUAUAGAGGAUGGUCUAAAGAACAGGAAGGAUAGCAGCUCAGAGAUGGGGCCAGCGCAGACAUUUGUGCCUGCAAGUCUUGGGUCAUCUGCUGGGAGUGUUCAAGUCAGCUCACUCUCAUCAUCUACACCAGGGCAGUCCUGUGUGAGUAGCAAAGUUCCACAAGCCGUUCUGUUAGGUUCUGUCCUGACCACAGCACACUCUGAUCAGAGGAGACAGACCAUGACAGUGGUCAGCUCAAACAGGUUGUCAUCCGUGGAGACAUCAGUGGCUAGCCAGAGUCCAGUUUUGUCACAUGUGGCUAAGCAGAGUCCAGUUGUGCCCCACGGACACCCACGUAGUGCUCCUGUUUUGAAAUCCCCGUUAGCUCAAGGGAAAACUCAAACCAAUGCAGGUUCUCAUUUUAUCAAAACUUUACCUGCACUGUCUCCAAAGGUGCUGACAGGAAAGCAGGUGGCAUCCCCCAUGGGGUCAAAUCUUACUGGAAAUCAAGUUUCUAAUGACCAGAUGCAGUUGACUUCAAAACUCUGCUGGAACCAGGUCUCAACUCCUACCACCCAGACAAAGUUGACCAGUGUGGAAAAGAUGGAUUCUCUACCUCAUUCCGACCUGCUUGUUUCUUAUCUCAUACCUACAAGUGGGGGGAGCCAGAACCUUGUUCAGGGUCAGAUGUCAACUCAUUCAGGUACUAACAUGUCCUGCAGUGUUGUUACAUCUAAUUCAUCCACUGGUCAGUUAACAGCUCAAGCUCCUGGUCUCACUCAGGACACAUUGUCUGUGUUUCUCCCCAAUGAAACUCUCAACCUGCAACAUCCCAAAGUCUUUCCCAUAGAUUUCAACAACACGGACAAUUCUAGUAUCAAUUACCUGUUAGGGGCUUCACCUGCUCCAGGUACAAACUUCAUCCAGGUGCUGGCACCUCAGAGUCUUCCUGAUCAGGGGUCAUUAAACACGAUGGAUGGCAGCUCACAGUCUAAGAUUCAGGGAAAUGCUGCUGCUUCACAAUCUCAACCCCCAGCCUCAACUUCUCAGUACUCUAGUCUCUUUGAUGCCCUCGCAGAUUCCCCAGUCAGAGAACUGGCUCAGCAGUCGUUACCUGAAGCCCAGCCAAAGAGGUCUUAUCUCCCUGAGAUAUUGGUGACCUCCAUGAACUCUACACCAGCGGUAUCUGCUUCAAGUGUGCUGUCCAACAUAGCAGAUAUCAGCACAGAUGGUCCAAGUCAGAGCUCAACCAAGACUGUGGCAUCCCACUUAGGAUCAGCUCAACUCACCGCAAGCUCACACAGUACUUCUACUGCUCAUAAGAUGAGCCGCACUAAAGAGCCACCUCAGGUGGUUAUAGUCAACCCUUAUAUUUCUGGCAUGGAAACAUCAGAUCUCAGCUCCAUCUUAACAACCUCCCAGUCUUCAUACUCACUUCCUACUUCCCAGCUGACCAGCUCGUUCCAGGCUAAUGAUAACAUAACACUCCAGUUGGGUACCCAGCAGCCUCAUCUCAGUAACCUUGGCAACCAACAAACUCUUCAGCUGAUCACAUCUAUGUCCAAUCCACCUCAGGCAGCAAACCAAUCAUUGACUCCAUUUAUUCAAGCCAGAGCCAAUACCAAUGUGUUGAUCUCUCAAAAUAUGAACGCAGGAAACCACUCAGCAAGUGUGCUAAAUAUAGCACCAGGGAACCCACCCCCCAGUAACCCUUCAUCCAAUGCAACUCUAAAUAUAACCCCUGGAAAUUCAACCCAGAAUAACAUCUCAGCUAACUCUGUUGUAAACAUAGCCACAGGAAAUCAAACCCUCGCCAUCUCUCAGAGCAACCCCACCCUCACCAUCCCCCAGAGCAACCCAACUUUCACCAUUCCUCAGAGCAAUCCAACCUUCACCAUCCCCCAGACCAACCCUACUCUCCCCCAGGGCACCCCAUCUUCUGAUCUCACCAACAUGACUCUGCUGUCUUUAGGAAACCAGCUGUACCAACUGGUGCCAAACACUCUAACCGGGCAGUUCCAGCUGAUUCCAUUACUAUGUGCCAACACGUCAGCCACACCAGUCAAUCAGUUUGUGUUAAACCUGCCUCCUGGAACAACCUCUAGUUUUCAGGCUGUCUCUGAUCCUGUGAGUACUCUAAGUACUGACACAACUCACCAGUACCAACAGGGAGUGACUCUAGUAUCCCCUCCAUUCCCUAGCAAUCAGACAGCAAGUCAAGGACCAAGACAUGUCUUGCCUAAUUCAAGGUCUGGUGUAGGGAGCCAGCAGGCUGAACAGCAACCAAGCACUGGAGCAACUUUCAUAUCUAACUUAGGGGAUGCUAAUCACAAUCAGCUGUUAGUUCCAGUGUCUAGCAGUGAGGCUAAUACUAAUUCAUUGGUGACUCUCAUUCCUCAUCAAAGUGGUCUGCUAUCUAGUCAAUUUGUCCCCAACCAACAACAAAUCAUGGUAUCAAACAUACAAGACAAUGCGAACAAUCCAAACCAGCAGUUGAUCCAGUGGACCACCCCUGGACAAGGCCAGGCCAGCUUGGGUGUAGAGUCUGGGCAAGGUUCCGCCAACCAUGUCCUGUUUGAGAACCAGUCAGUAGAAACACAGAAACUUGUCAGUGAGUUCAUCUUGUCAAGUCUCUGCCAGAAUUCUGACAGAAAUCUUCUCUUGCAACAGUUGGCGCCAGUCUCUACUCCUAAUUCUUCCGUCACUGUAUCGAAUCUUAACCAUAAGCAAGCAUCUUCAACACACCAAAACACAGUGUUCAAAUCCACAAUUGACAACAAGUCCAAGCCUGUAGGUUGUCCAACAGAUGGUAUGUUAAAGCCUGCUUCUUGUCCAGCAAGUGAAAUGAAUCAAAUUCAUGGUUCCAUGUCUCAAUUGGAAGUGUUGCUGCAAAGAUCAGAUACAUCACAAGCCAACACAAUAGCCAACCAAACGAAUGCCUGGCAACUAAAUGUGGAGGCCACUGACAAUGCAAGAAAGUCUUACCAGCAAAGUUCAACUAACUCUUCUUCUGUCCCCUCACAACCUCAACUAAAAGCAAAUAUUAAUCCAUCAAUGAAUGCAAACAGUCAGAUCACUAAACAGGGUCUUACCCUGUCUGCUGGUAGCUCUUCAUUAUCCUCGAAUACAGUUAAUGCAUCUAACUCCAGACUGCUGUUUGACCAUCUACAAAAGCUGCCUGCAAAAUCUAGCAUCAACUAUUUGCAAGGAAACAUGCAUAGGGAAAACACACAGUCACAUACUGGCCAUCAAGUCAGGCUGAGAGAAAGCCCACAGUCAUUGAGUGACCAAUCCAGGUUAACAGAGCAAACACAUAUGGACCAACAAGCCAUGUUACGAGAAAACACCCUGUCUCAUACCGACCAGCAAGUGCAAGACAAUAAAUCCACAACCCAGCAGUCCAAAGCAACAGUGCUGGUACAGCCACAGAAUGUCCAUAUAUUCAUGAGCCCCUCAUCAGGCAGUGGUAAAGAUGAAGACAAACUCUGCCUACAGAAAGUGUCUGAGGACAAGAGGAGUGAAGUCAUACCACUGCUGGUGGCGUACCUGCAUGGGAAUCCUAACGUCAGCUGUGAGGUCACCCCCAGUCAGGAUUUCUGUUCACCUGGUCCUUCAGGUACUGACAUGGAAGGGAACCAACUCAGGCAAGCCAUGGGCACUAACCAUGGCCCCAGCACUGUGGUCACCAUCUCCACCAAUCAGGAGUUUGUAGAAUCUCUAGGGAAAGGUCAGUCAGGGGUCGACUCCUCCUACCUGACUGGUGAGUUCCCUGCUGGGCAGAAUGUCUCAUCAUCCACAUCAUCCAGUCCCAGUGAAGACUACACUUACCAGUGUUCUACCUCACAUGCGGCUCAGGUUGUGCCUGCAUCAGGCCACGCCUCAUCCACUCUGUCACAAUCUCUGUACACUUACACAACAGCCUCAGCGGAUGCCACAAGCAGUGACAGGUCCUGUCCAGCUUUUAUCCGGGCUACCAACACACCUACGGAUGCUGUAGGCCCCCCAAACAUCACUGUGAUGUCACCAUCCAGACACGGCUCAUCCCACAUGCCCAGACUUAGAGUAGAUACCUGUAGGACAACUUCUGCUACUUUCCCCCUGUCAGAUACUGUAGGUGUUGCCAUGCCAAAUCAAUCUACUAAAGCUGGGUUGCAGUUGAUUAGUCACGCUUCAUCAAACAAAAGUCAGUCAGGCAUGCCGGUAACUAGUGCAUCGUUUGCAAGUGUGAUUGGCACCCCAAUGUCCAACCCAUCAAGCACAAACCUUACAAGAGUACCAGCGACCAGUCAGGCCAAUGUCAAGGUUGUUGGUGGGUCCAUGCCCGCCCACAGAAACAUAAGUGUUUCAGUGUCUAGUAACAGUACCCAGAAACCUGGCAGUCAGCUCACCCUAGUCUCAUCAAGCCAAGCCACAUUGCCAGCGACGCCUCACAGUAAAGCCAGCACCAACUACAUCACACCUAAACCUUCAUCAACAGCCGCAUCCCACGCCACAUCUGCCAAGAUCCUAGAGGAACGCUUCAAGUUAAACUGUAACCAAACAAAACCAAGGAACAGGCCCUACACUGUGCUGCAGCUACUGCAGCAGCAGGAAAAAGAACAAGCCCUAGCAAGUCAGGGCCCCACCCCUAGCGCUGCCAGCAGUGUGGGAACUACCAGCAUGCCAAGCCAGACCAGCUCUGCCUCGCUGCCUCUGUACACAACUGCCAAUGUACUCAGUGCCACACAGCCUAUUCCCACACCAGCUGGUCCCCUCACCCUUGUCAUCCCAAUACCCGCAGCUUCUCAAGUUUUUACUAAAGAUGGCUCCGACAACAGGGCUUUAUUUGGGCAGAUCUCUUUCAACAGCAGCAAUCCAGGUGUUGCUAUCCUACAGCCCAGCCUCCUCCAACCCUCACCAACAACUCAGGGAUCCACUCUAGUGUUGAAGAAAGCCAUUUCUCAACCAGAUACCAGCAACCAACCUGCAUCCCACAGCACCACAGCCUCACCUGCACCACUCCUGACCAGUAAAAUCGGACCGGACCCUCUUACAUUACCCAAGCUAUCUAAUUCCACUGCCUUUACUCCAACACAUUCUAAAAGCAUCAGCGGCAGCACUGCUAGUACCUUGACAGCAUCCAAACUUGCACCUAAAACUCUGAAGCUACAAACCCCAACAAGCAUUGCCUGUAAUCUGGCUGCCCAGUCCUCACUUCCCCCGUUUGAAGCCAACAUUAAACUCAUUGGCCAGCCUCAGGUGUCUGGUAACACUUCAGCUCUAAACAAAAAAUUGAAUGAGAAAUCUCUAAAGUUGAGACCUUUACCACAGUCAGAGUCUCAGGUACAGUUGAGCACCAACACAAACAGGCCUGACUUCAAACCUCAGGACAGAAAGCCUGGAGAAGAUACCCACAGCAGGCCAGGCUCUGUUGAAUCAACUGCCUCAACACACUCGUCUCAAUUAGAUUCACCUUACCCAUCCAAGCAACAUGUGCUCCAGUUGAAAAGGUCGCAGGUCAAUUCUACAGCUUCUGAAGUUAACCCCAGCUAUUAUGCUGAUAACACACCCAAGGUCAAAGUUCAUUUACAAGACAAUGGUGCUGAUACGGUUCAGUUCUUUCAGAUUGAUCAGUCAAAUGCUGAUGCUGUAUACAGAAGCAUGGAACAGUUCACACACAUCCCUCACCAUACAAAACCCACCAACACUUUCCCCUCAAACUCCACUAAUGCUCUCCCCAUCAAUUCAAAUUCCCUCCCCACCCACUUGAAGACUACAAAUUCUCUCCCCACCCACUUAAACAUAACUGAUCAUUACAAAGAUAAGAAAAGCUUACCUUCCCAAAACCCAUUAUUAGCAAAUAUUUUGUUUGAAUCUUCACAAAAUAUUUCCACGGGUACCCAACAAACUUUGUCAGAUGCCGUUGUCAGAAUGCUCUCCUCCCACAAUAAAGCUACACUUGAAAGAGCAUCACAAGGCCCAUUUGUCCAUAAGAAUGAGACCCCGCCCAGUGGACCUAAAGUAAACCCAUCCCUUGACCAAUGGUCAAGAGGUGGUCAACCAUCAGGUUCAGAUACCUUACAAUCCCCGACAAACACUCUGUCACGCCUGCUGAAUGCUCCCGUCCUUGAGAACACGCCCAGUCGUAGGAUAGAAAAAGUCAUCAACGACAUCUACAAGUUCCCUGAUGAUGUGGAAGACACGCCCAAUGCUGUGAGGUACCAGUCUGAUCAGCCUGACAACAUGGGCUCUGUCCAUAAGAAACAUGGCAAUCAGUUUGACAGGUCCAAGGCCAACGUCCCUUUCACUGAUGACCUGUGUAUUGAUAAUGCUUCAGAAAACUCCAUGUUUAAACAUUCUAAGCAUGGCCAUGAAAAAAUCAUCUCGCCUAAAACAACAACUAAAAUCAACUUGAAGAAAGUCCAGUUUUCAGAUGAAAUUGGCAAUAGCUCCAUACCUACUGAAGUAAACAGCCUAAACAUGAUGCACUCAGCACCAUAUAAUUCUGUUUCAUUGGCUUCCAGAAAUUCAUCAGAAGAUAAAGUCUAUAAAUCAGAUUCCCGCAACACUAAUUUCAUGUAUAAAGAGGACCACGAAGAACUUUCUUUGAAUCAGGCUGUAUUGAAAGGUACCAUGUCACAUAGAGGAGGGCCUAAGGACAGCAAGCUUAAAGCUUUGCUGUCUAGUAAACCUGACGGUACUUUUGCGUUAAGAUAUGCAGAGGAAAGUUUGUCUGAAUCUGGUGUUCUUAUAUCAGGUGUUGGGUUUAAAAAAAUGAAUAAGGAUGACGCAUGCAGUGGGGAGUAUCCUAAGGACUUGGCUAAUACUUCCAAUUAUGUACGCUCAAAAUUCUACAGUGACCAGAGAGAUGAAGAACUGUCUUCACCAGUAGAGAGUGCAUCUAAACACAUGUUACCCUCCUAUCCCCAGGACUUUGCCAGCAAUUCUUCUUUUGAAAUUCUCUCCCCUAAAGGAUACAGCAAGUUGUCUGGUCAAAGGGGGAAAACUCUGCCUAAUGUUGUGUACAUGGAAGAUAACUCUGAAAGUGGCAGCCAUGAAGACAGGUAUGAGAUGGGCAAGCCCACAACGUUCUUCAGAAAAGACAUGGAGGAGGCUGUGGAGAGACAGAAUCUAGAACGCUCUCAGCUUCUCAAGUCUAAUUUUGAGCUGGCACAGCAGAUGAACCAGAACACAGAGAAGGGUUAUGCCAAGUUUCACAGCCCUUAUGUUGAGUUUCACAACUAUGGGGAUUUGAACUAUGGAGAAAUAAACUCAGCAAGCAAAGAUGAUGCUUCUAACGAUAUAACCCCGGAGUAUGUCGAAGCCUUUCAAAAGGUUAAUAAGGAUGGUAGGAGUCAUGUGGAGGAAAAUAAACUUUUUUACAAAUCCAGGUUGGAUCAUCUUUCUCCGCAUGAAGAUGGCAUCCAUAAGAAACACCUGCCUUCUUCUGGAAUCUUAAAGCCUUCUCCGCUGCCUGAGUGUGAGCCUUUCAAACAAGUGGAUGGGCAGAGAGUAAGGCACCCUUCAGGUGUGAAAAAUAUAGAAACUGAUUUCUCCUACCUGGACAGCAGACACAGGUCAGCAGGGGCUCACAAGUCUUUUGGUGACCUGGCUGACGGCAUCCGUGGCAGAGAUCCACUGGUGUCGUUUUCCAGCAUGAGCAGACAUGAAGCAGACUCCUCCCCACAGCAUGAGAGGCAGAGAUACCCCUCGGCUGAGUUCCUAGCACUGGACUCAUCAAGACAUAGAUCUACAGCUCAGAUGUUCAAGUUCAAUGACCAAGAUCCCCCGCCUUAUGAUAUUUCCCAGCGCCAGAGAAAUCCUUCCUCCUCAUCCCUUAAGGCUUUUUUCUUAUCAGAUUCAGAAUUUCCAAAUUUUGAUGGAGGAAACAGAAGCAGGAACCCGUCCUCGUCCUCCCUGAUGAAAUUAGAGUUUAUUGAGCACUCGUUUCACCCCAUCCGGAGCCGGAACCCCUCUGGCUCAUCAACACGCAGGAGCCGCCCUGGGAGCAGCAGCUCGGACAGAGAGUUCCACAUGAAUAAUUUUGAUGAGCUACCCAUUUUUUCAGAUGUCAUGCGCACAAGAAGUAGAAACAGCAGCGGUGAGUCCCUUGAACCAACCAUUGACACCAUUAUACUGGAUCCAAACUUCCAGAACUAUGUCAGGCACAAGUUCUAGGUGUGAAUAUCCACAUUCAUAAGCUGAUACAAACUUCCAGAACUAUGUCAGGCACAAGUUCUAGGUGUGAAUAUCCACAUUCUUAAACCGAUUUAAACUUUCAGAACUGUCAGCUAUUGGGGAAAAAAUUAUGUUCUUAACUGAGCUCAAAAUGCAGAACACCUAUUUGUGAUGAACUAUAUUUGUAAACAGCUGUGCUAAGUUCUGCUACAUUGGCAUUUAGCUAAGAAUGAAGAGACAUGAAUUGAUGAAUCACUUAAAUAGCUGGAUGAACUUUAUGAUGUACCUACUUUUUGCUUUAAUUUGCUGUAGUUGUAUUUAUGCAAUGGUAACUAAGUUUAUCACUGAUUUCAAUGAAUGCUGCAAAAUUGUAUAAUAAGCUGUUAAAUAUCCUUUACAAUGUCAAUGUGAGUUAAGCAUUUUUUUGUAUUUUUUUCUCCAAAAAUUGUUAUAUAUUUUCUCAGUUAAGUGGUUUACACAUUGAAUAGAUUGUACUCACAGUACCAUGAGUUUCAUGGUGCAAAUUCUCUCGUUCUUUUAAUGUUGGUUAAUGAUUCCUAUGCUUCACUCAAUGCAGGUUUUUACAGCUUUUUCACAUUUGUUAAUUUUUAAUUUUGUUAUAAUUUUUAAAAGUAUUGAUGACAUGAGAGAUCUUCUGUAGACAUGUCACUGACAUGGCAGCACUGACAUGACUAAUCUUCCAAAAAAUGGCACUGAUGUGAUAGAUCUUUAGUACAUGUAUCAUUGACAUAACAGAUCAUCCAUACAAAUGGCACUGAUAUAACAGAUCUUCUAUACACGUCGCUGACAUUACAGAUCAUUUGCUGAUUGAUGGAUAGACCAAGAACAUAUUGUACAUACUGAUCUGUUUUUCUUUUUUUUGGGUGAAAUUUGCAACUUUUAGAAUUAUAUGCAUUGUGGAAACAAGUCUGUAUUUCAGAUUUAUACUUUUAGCUGUACCUGGCUUUAAAUAUCUAACUUUAUUUUCUGAUCUACAGUGCCACACUUCUGUAUACUUUGUCACCAUUAUGACAUGUUGAAAUAAAACCAUGUCACUUUUAGUACAAGUUGACAGAUUGCUGUAUCACAAAUAGGACUUGUUGUAUCAUCCCAAGGACUUCCAAUUUUCUGUCAUCCCCAUUACUAUACUUUCUACAGUAUCCAUAUAGAUAUAAUAUUAUGCAAAUUUUUCUUUAAGAAUUUCUAUAUUUUUUACUUAAAACAUUUAUGCAAUGGAUAUAUUUAUGUUGGUAUACCCUCAUUCAAUAGCAUACAUGUUGUGUGUUGUACUAGGUAUAUCAUUUUUUUAUAUUUGUGCAUAGUUUAAUAAUUCUAGUCUGCUUUACAAUUGAGGGAAGAUCUUUUACUAUGAAUUUUAUUAGACAAAUUAUAUGUAAAA
This is a messenger RNA of Physella acuta, 11426 nucleotides long. Its product is annotated as mucin-4. NCBI's taxonomy places the organism in Eukaryota, Metazoa, Mollusca, Gastropoda, Physidae. The record is from RefSeq and is a predicted model, not a curated record.